Molecule: messenger RNA, 2347 nt
Organism: Girardinichthys multiradiatus
Lineage: Eukaryota; Metazoa; Chordata; Actinopteri; Cyprinodontiformes; Goodeidae
Exons: 2
Coding region: 187-1284 (365 amino acids)
Biological process (GO): G protein-coupled receptor signaling pathway
Cellular component (GO): membrane
Molecular function (GO): G protein-coupled receptor activity
Source: RefSeq, a predicted model, not a curated record
GUAAUGGGUUGUUAUCUCUGAUUGCAGCAGGUGUGCAGCUGAUUUUUGCACUACCACUGAAAGAAAGCCUGCAGGUGUUUCUCUAAUGUAACCGUAUCUUUCCUCCCAGUUUGUUUUCUUUUUCUCGCAUGUCAAUCGUGUUUUUCGUAUGUAACCUAUGAUUUCCUUGCACUUAAAUAAGAAACAAUGUACCCAACAUUUAACCUCUCCACUUCUGACCACUCCAACCUGUCAGAUGCAGACAGUCUGAGACUGCAGGAGCUAACCCACCGAUCUGUCAAAGUAAGCAUCAUCAUUGCUCUGGGAGUGAUGAUCACUUUGGGAAAUAUUGCAGUUCUCAUGGUCAUCACUUCCUCCGUGGAUGGCUGGUCAAGAAACUCCCGGUACUUCCUCUUGUCUCUCACGGCAGCAGACUCUGCGUUCGGGUUGCUGGUCAUGCCCUUAAACCUCUGGGUGAGUCUGUUGAAGGAUUAUAGCGAGGGCCCAGAUGCUUUCUGUCAUGUGGUUGCUUUUUGCAACGCCACCGUCUACUCCACCUGCAUGUACACGCUGGCCACCAUCAGCCUUGAGAGGUACAUCGCGGUGUUUUACCCGCUGCAGUACUCCAGUCUUAUGACCAGGAAAAGGACUUUGCUCAUGAUCUGCUUCGCAUGGUGCUUUCCUCCCUUCUUGCUCUCGCCGAUCACAUUCCCAGAUGGCAUCAUCGAGGUUCACUUUUCCACGGCGUCGCUGGUCUGCAACCCGUCCUACUCAACAAACGUUGCCUACACCUUAAGCUUGACCUGCCUAAUAUUUUUCCCCUGCUCCAUUGUAAUGACUUAUGCAAACUUGAGGGUGUGGUGCGCGGCCAAGAGACAGAGGCUGAAACUGCGCAAAUAUGGCUGUGCGCUGCGCAGCAGACACAAUGUUGCCGCAAGAGUGCUUGUACCUGUGAUGACAGCCUACUACACAUGUUGGACACCCUGCAUGGCAGUAAUGAUCUACAAUGCAGUCUCUGGGAGCAGCGUACCAGAGUGGGUCGAGUUUGUUGUGGUGUGGCUUCCAACCUCCAACGGUUUCCUCAAUUGCAUCUUCUACUUCUGGAUAAACAAAAACUUUCGCAGGAAGUUCCACCUUAUUCUGCAGAGGCUGGCUCUGGCCCUCUGUCCUGAACUGGCAAACACCUUUGGGUGGAGCACCACUUCAUCAGCACAGUUCGUCUCAGGAAUUUUAGACAAUAACAACUCGGUCCAUGAGCGUUCCUCCAGUGUGUCCUCUACCUGCACCUUGCUGAGCAUGGCUUAGGACCUCUAAACCCAGAGAAAGUGCAAAGGACAUGGUCAGUGACCUGCAUACUUUUAAAAUCAUUGCCCAGUUAUUGGUGUUUUAACAAACUAAAGCAGACUAGAAUUGGUAAAUGUGGUUGCAGGGCAAGUGGUUUGAAAUUCUGAAAGAUUCUGAUGGUGAGAUUUCUUGGUAAAAAAUAAUGUACAGUCAGCAUCACUAUGAAUUAUAUUGUUUUUUUUAAAUAUUAUUUCCAACUGAAAACAGUGUUCAGCUGAUAGGAGCACAAGCUCUGUUUAUAACUGAUUUGGAUUGGGUUAUUUUACUCAAAGAUGCACCAUUUCCAGGAUUUAAUUUUUCAAUCCAAGAUGGCCUCUUAAACCACCUUUUUAGUUCUUUUAAAGCUAGCCAUCAGCUUUGUCUCUGCAACAGAUAUGCCUGUUAUUAUUGUGUAUACAACUUUUUAAAUGCGUCAACCUGUAACUUAUCUCAACACAUUUCAAGUCAUUUGAGAUUUGUCAUUUAGCUCUUCAGAAGAAAGUGAUAUUUAGGCUCCUUCUCAUGUGAGAUUUUUGUGAACGCUGCAAGCUGAUUUCAAACACUUUGAACCUUCAUUUUAAACUAUUUGCCAUAUACCAGCUAAGAGAAGUUAACCUUUAAGUCACAGCAUUUCAAUGCAUGCAAGGAGAAAGUAAUUAAGUACCUGGACCGCAGAAAGGUCGCCACAUUCGUGCUGGAAAGAGACAUGUGUUUGAAGGAUCUUGGGCUCAGAUUCUAUAAAUAAUCACCUAGAUGGAGGAAUUACACCUUAGUGUGUUUGUAUUCAAUGUGGCAAUAAACAUUUUUGUCUUUGGAUACAGUUUUGUCACGGUGAAUGUUUAUUUUUGAGUUGAAGAAACAUUUUAUACAGUUAAUUUUAAAUUGCUGCUAGGUAUAACCAUCAGUGACAAUCAGGAAAAAAAUUAUGAAACAAAUGACUGGUUUAUUGACUUUUGUAUGUUUCUAGGUUUGUUUGUACACUUGUAAUAUAAAGACAAAGACUGAUUUAAGGAUGAUUUGGGAAAUAAAGUAAAAUGCCUUUGAA